This is a messenger RNA of Camellia sinensis, 2653 nucleotides long. Its product is annotated as Concanavalin A-like lectin protein kinase family protein. Lineage: Eukaryota; Viridiplantae; Streptophyta; Magnoliopsida; Ericales; Theaceae. Gene Ontology annotation, biological process: protein phosphorylation. Gene Ontology annotation, molecular function: ATP binding; protein kinase activity; carbohydrate binding. The record is from RefSeq and is a predicted model, not a curated record.
UUGUUCUUUUUUUUUCAAUCACACAACAGUGAUGAUCUGUCAAAAUGUUAGUGGCGCUCGAACAGAAAAUUUUAGUUCGGUUUACAGGUGAUUCCUUCAUCCCCUAAAGUGCCGAUUGUGAGCCCAACGGCACAUCGCGCGCUAAGGCACUACCGUCCCCCCCCUCUCUCUCUCCCUCCCUCCCUCUUUCUCUGCAGAAAUUACUCUGUACAUUCAAGGUUUCCACAAACAAGAUCAAACCAAAACAAUCACUCACGCAUUAGAUCAAACACUUAAAACGCACCAAGAAACUCUCACUUUCUACAACUAUGUCAUCACUCUAAACCGCCAAAUACAUCCAUUUUGAACCCACCCACAAUCACCAUGCUCUCAUCUUCCAUUUUCUCUUUCUGGGUUCUCUUCAUCUUCUUCAAUUCCCUCUCCCCAUCUCUCUCUCUCCCUUUCUCUCCUUCAACCACCACCAACAACAACAAUCUCACCCUCUUCGGCGAUGCUCACUUCAUCAACAACUCAAUCAGCCUCACCCAAGAACUCAACUGUCUCUCUCCUCCAUCUCCACCUUCUUCUUCUUCUUCUUCUGGGGUUGGCAGAGCUUUCUAUGUCUUCCCAAUUCGCUUUCUUGAUUCUUCAACCAACUCCACACUUUCUUUCUCUUCCCGCUUCUCUUUCCGUCUCGCCCCUUCUUCCUCUCUCUGCCCCUUCGGCGAUGGUUUCGCUUUCCUAAUCACUUCCAAAUCAUACUAUGUCGGUCUCUCUGAUGGGUAUAUGGGUCUCCCAAACCAAUCUUUUCGUGGCCAAGACUCGUUUGUUGCUGUUGAAUUCGAUACCAGUUUGGAUUCUUCUCUUGGUGACAUCAAUGACAACCAUGUUGGGAUUGAUGUUAACUCUGUUGUCUCUCUUGCUUCCAUUGAUGCUUUUUCCAAAGGGAUUGAUUUGAAGAGUGGGAGACAAAUGACUGCUUGGGUUGAGUACAGAGAUAUGGAGAAGACGAUCAGAGUGUUUGUUGGGUACUCACAGAACAAGCCUCUCAUCCCUCUUCUUGUCGCCCAAAUCGAUCUUUCGAUGCAAUUCAAGGAGUUUAUGCACGUUGGUUUCUCUGCUUCUAAUCUUAGAGGCUCCGCAACGCAUCUUGUCGACAGUUGGCGAUUCAAAACUUAUGGAUCACCCUCUUCAAUGACACCAAUGGACAUUGUUGAAGAAGGGGACUGUUUCUUGUGCUCCUUGGGCAAUUCAGGGGAUGAAAAUGGUCAUAUGAACAAAAGGGUUGGUGAAUUGGUUCUUGUCUUGGGGGGUUUAGUUGCAUUUGUCAUCUCUGUAUCUACAGUUGUUGUCAUAGUCAUUGUGUGUUUGAUUAGGAGGAGAAGAAGAGUUAAUAGGAGAGGUUGCAAUGAAGGCCGAAUUUGUAGAUUUCAAGGGAACAGAAUACCCAAAAGACUCUCACUCUCCGCAAUAAAAUCAGCUACAAAGGGUUUUAACCAAAAGAGAAUCAUUGGUGAAGGAGGGUCUGCGAUUGUCUAUGAAGGGUAUCUUCCCUCUUGUGGAUUAGUAGCGGUCAAACGGUUCAGUCAGGUCAAUCAAAUUGGUUCUUUUCACAGUCACUUCACCACUGAGUUUGAGACAAUGGUGGGUUGUUUACAACACGAACACUUGGUUCAGCUCCAAGGAUGGUGCUGUGAAGGGAACGAGUUAGUACUAGUCUAUGAGUACAUGGCCAAUGGAAGCCUUGACAAAAUUCUCCACAAAAGCAACAAUGCCCUAACGGUUUUCCUCACCUGGGAUCGAAGACUCAACAUAGUUCUAGGUGUUGCCUCGGCCCUCAUAUAUCUACACGAAGAAUGCGAGAGGCAGAUAAUUCAUAGGGAUGUGAAGACUUGCAAUAUAAUGCUCAACGACGAAUUCAAUGCGAAAUUGGGAGAUUUUGGUUUGGCUGAAGUCUAUGAACAUAGUUCCAUCACCCGAGAAGCUACCAUACCAGCUGGAACAAUGGGGUAUCUAGCACCCGAGUAUGUUUAUUUGGGUGUUCCAACUGUGAAAACUGAUGUUUACAGCUUUGGAGUUGUGGUUUUGGAAGUGGCGUCGGGGAAAAAACCCGUUGAUGAUUAUGGGACUGUGCUCGUGUAUUGGGUGUGGGAUUUGUGGGAAAAGGGGAUUUUAAUUAAGGCUGCGGAUUCGAAAUUGAGAGGGAGGUUUAAUAGGUUGGAGAUGGAGAGGAUGCUAAUGGUUGGGCUUUCUUGUGUGCACCCGAACUAUGAGAAGAGGCCUACGAUGAAGGAAGCAGCAAGGAUGAUCAGAGGGGAAGCUCUGCUACCCAUUUUGCCGGCGAGGAAGCCAAUGGUGAGGAUUCGACCAAUACAGGCUGAGGGGUCUGAAGAAAUUAUGAAUUUUGGUGGAGAUGAUAAUGCUAAUUUGGAUGACACACCAUGGUUGACCCCCAAGACACAUUUUUAGAUUGAAUUUCAUGAGAAAGAUGGCCUACUUGAAAUGUGAGUGUGCACACUAACUGUGAUUGAUGUUCUGCAUGCUUUGACAUGGUUUUUAGACUCAGAAAUCCUACAAUUUAUGCUUUUCAAAUAUUAUGCUUGUGAAAUAACUCUUGAGAAUUGUCCUCUUUAUGUUAUGUUUGGUAGAAAUGAUAUAAUACCACUGUGUUUUU